AUGGCUUUCAGCAGAGGUUUCCGACUUUGCGCCUGGCGCGCAAGGCUGUUCUGCCUUGCCGCGCAUUUCAUUGUGGCCCUCGUGUGGGCUGCAGAAGAUCAAGAGGACUCGUCGGAGUCGGAUCAUUCGAACUAUGACGAUGGGGUACAGCACAUCACUCCACUCUCGGGUUCGAACAACAUGUUGGACGCUCAAAGCAGGUUUGGGGAGGCACCCGUCACCGACCUCGGUGCUGUGCUGCAUAUUGUGAUGUUAACAGCCGAUUUAGUCGAGCGACUUGAGCAGGCGGAGGAUGAGAUGUGGUCGAAUGUUGAGAGGGACCACGACCUCAUGAACGCGCUGGUGCAGAUUCCGAUGAAUUCGUUAGAGCUAGGAAAGCAGCAAACCGAUGCAAUAGAGAGAGUCAUAAACGGACUCAAGCGAAAAAUCGCCAUGUUCAAGUGGCAGUAUCGCGAACUGCUGGAGCUUAUAAGCUCCACUGCCAUUCAGAACGCUGGUGCCACCCGGGAGCGUCUGGGGAAGCUACGGAUGCGGGUGAGCGACGCUGUGCGUAUGGUUUCUGUUAUUGCACUGGAGGAGUUCGGGGCAUUUGCCAGUCGCCUGAAGUCCACACCUAAAGAACGAGUUCUGGUCGCUCGCGAAUAUGGUGCUGAAAUGGCACUUAGUUCUCAUCGAGUGGAUCUCAUGGAAAGGAAGUACAAACAGCUGCCUGCCUGUGAGCUGCGUGGUGCGCAGCUAUGCGACGCCUAUGAUAAAAUCGUGGAGCGCGUUCAGCACUGGGACAAGGAACUAACUGCCCAUUCCAUCCGAAUCUCCGAAAGGGCUAUGGAGGAAAUGCGUAUUCAGAUGGACAGUUACGCAAGUGCUGCGGGAGCUGCAAUGUCAGUCAAGGAAACAGAGUUCACGCGUUUCGUGAAGAACUCAAGGAUGGAAGACCUUUACUUUCAGUCAAUCAUGGAGGAUUGCGUGGAGCAGCUCAGUUACAAGGGAGUAGCUGUAAUUGAUGUCAGCAAAGCACGGGAUCCAACUAAUCCAGGGAUCGCCACAGCGGGCGGCUGGAUCAGCAAGAUAAUCGAAGCCGUCUCUUCGGUAAACUCAUCUUGGGCCAUCUACCCUACUUUUGUGCAUGUGGACGAACAAGAUACGAGGUAUCCCGGUGGUUCUGGCCGACUGCAGCUUCAGCCGUCAGUGCGAACUAUUCAGGCUGCAGUGGAACCGUUGUUUAAGGAGCCCGGCCUAUCUCAGUACUCCGUAGUUUCUAUUAGUCAGCUAUUGACGCGCAUUGUUGUCGCAUCAACCAAUGUUGCUGGAAUGGCAGUCUCCCCGGUUUCCGUGUUUGCUUCAACUGAGCCCGCUGUUGUAACUUCGGCCAAACAUUUUGGUUUUCACUUCACUCGACGUCUGGCACACCUGAAAGCUUCAGAUUUCAGCAUCACGAACAACGACCAGAAGGUUGUGAUUGCCUACAUCGGGAGAACUCCGCAGGCCGAAUUUAAAGGGAGCGAGAUGAAUUUAACCUGGCUUGCUCAGCUAGGCACCGCCAUCGUUUCGUUCUUGUCAUUUGAUGCAACCGGCCCCUUCGAACUGCUCGAGUUGCGGUCGCGAGUUAGAAAUGAGCUUGCUUAUGUGGCAGCAAUCGAACGAAAUACAAAUACACGGCUACUGUCUGGGGCGGUGGCCAGCAGCUACGAUACGCUGUUGGCUGAAGGCGAUUCUGACCUCGGAUACUUCAAGCUCUUUGAGAGACAUAACACGGCAGUUUUCGUGGGAAUUACGUCGUUGCCACCUCUGCAACUGCCACUUUCGUCCUUCCUAAGGGCGGCUGCGUUUAUUAUGCGAAUUGAGGUUGCACGCUCCGCUUAUGGCCAGAGGGAAUAUGUGGUGCCCUCGAGGGAUACUGUCCUGCAAGCCCUGACUCAUCUAUUCUUGUACCCGCAGAUGGGGGACGCCCAGGCCCUCGUCCGUACGCAGCUGAAGCGAGACACACGAUUUCCGUUCCUUCGGGUCAAAUCGGGCGUGUCCUUGGGCUACCUCAUAACAUCUCAGCGACGAAUUCUGCUGGGCAGGGACCACCUUGCAGACCUCAGAAGUCAGCACGUUCGGAGGAACUCCAUGGUGGCAACUUUGACAUCAUAUGUUUCCACUGACUUCAUUCCACAGAAUGUGGAGUCUCUACGAGGCGCGCUGGAUGGCCGUCUACUGUAUGUGCAGGUUUGCAUUGUCGGAGAACAAUGCAGCUGA
Eimeria acervulina is the source of this 2241-nucleotide messenger RNA. RefSeq lists its product as hypothetical. Bases 1 to 2241 code for a protein of 746 amino acids. The transcript is spliced from 8 exons. The record is from RefSeq and is a predicted model, not a curated record. NCBI's taxonomy places the organism in Eukaryota, Apicomplexa, Conoidasida, Eucoccidiorida, Eimeriidae.